Clunio marinus is the source of this 1062-nucleotide messenger RNA. NCBI's taxonomy places the organism in Eukaryota, Metazoa, Arthropoda, Insecta, Diptera, Chironomidae. The record is from the annotation of a GenBank genome assembly.
AUGUCAAGAUUGGACUGGGAUGUGAAUUUUCUUGAUAACCCAAAAGAUUUCUAUGAACCUGGUGACAAAUUGAAGGCAGAAUUUAUUUUGAUGGUGUCAAAAAAGCCAUUAGAAGUUAAAAGAAUUGAAUGUAGGAUCAAAGGAUAUGUUAAAUGCAUAUGGGACACUGGAACUUCUUUAUACAAUGGAUACGAAAGUUAUAUUGAUGAAUACUACCGUCUGUUAAACAAUAAAAAUGAGGGAAAUGCUGAGCUAGCGAAAGGAAUUCAUAAGUUUGACAUAGUUUGUAAUUUACCUUCAAAUCUUCCUACGAGUUUCUUCUGCGAAGGUGGAGGAGCAAUCAAAUACAAAAUGAUAAUUAAAGUUGUCGGAUAUCGAAGAAUCAAGUUAAACGCUCGAAUUCCUAUACGUGUGAUACGACCACUGAAUCUUAAUGUUGAGGCUUUACAUUUGAGAUCAACACUUAAGGAAGAAUUGUCAAAGAAGUUCAAGUUUGAUUUCACGUCAGAGCCGCUUUACAUGUCUGCAUCGAUACCUUUCUCUGCAUACGUUCCCGGACAAACUAUUAACAUAAGAAUCAUAGUGAAUAAUCAAUCGAAAACAGAUGUGAAAGAGUUGAACAUUUCUUUAGCAAAGUUAAUUUUAUUGACAUGUAAAAAGCCGAAAGAUUCAACUGAGUUAAAAUGUUCUGAAGUUAAAUUGACAACGUCGGGAGUUCCAGCGUUGACAGUGCAACAUUUUGAGAAGGAAAUUGUUGUUCCACCUCUACCUCCAUCAAUUUCAAAUUGUGAAUUGUUAAAAGUUCACUAUCAAGUGAGAGUUAAAGCGAUAACAAGUGGAUUAAAUCGAUGGCCUGUGUUGAUUCUUCCGAUCACAAUUGGAACAAUUCCGUUUGAAGAUUCAGAAAACCCUUUGGGAUUGCCACCUCCUUAUGAGACUUUAGGGCUUUCGGAUUAUGAUCGAGUGAUCAAAGAAGGAGCAAGCGAUGAUGAAGAUAAUUCUGAUGACUUUCCUAGUGAAGGUGCAACAAGUAACAAAGUUGGCAAAUCUUCUUCUUCAUAA